Molecule: messenger RNA, 4646 nt
Organism: Loxodonta africana (African savanna elephant)
Lineage: Eukaryota; Metazoa; Chordata; Mammalia; Proboscidea; Elephantidae
Gene: MYBPH
Product: myosin binding protein H
Exons: 10
Coding region: 2126-3565 (479 amino acids)
Molecular function (GO): protein binding
Source: RefSeq, a predicted model, not a curated record
AGACUGGGAUGGGGAUCGGGUCUCCAGGGCCUGCUCCCUGCCCAGCAGGACACUGAGUUACCUCGCAGAGGGCACGGGCCCCCAGGCAGGACUGGACCCCGGGGUUCCCCAGGUCGUCCACUGCCACUCCCCCACUCAACGGCCAGGGGUGAGAGGCAGCCAGUGUACCCCCUACUCGGGCUGAGGACGUAGCCCAGACCUGCUGCUCAUUACAAGUUUUUUCAUUUGUUUUAAAAUAGUGGAUAAAUCAUACAUGCAAGGAGGCUGGAUGGUGCAAGCAGUUUGUGAUCAGCUGUGGACCUAAAGGUUGACAGUUGUAACCCACCCAGUGGCUCCAUGGAAGACAGGCCUGGCAGACUGCUUCCAUAAAGAUCACAGCCAAGAAAACCCUAUGGAGCAGUUCUACUCUGUAACACAUGGUCGACUCAAAAGUAGCUAACGACAAUACUGCACUGCACACAUGCUAAAGGGUGCAUAAGGUGGGUCUGUUGCAUUUAAAGAACUGUUAUAAAGUGAAAACUUGUGUAACCACCACCCAGGGCAAGAAAUAAGACAUCAAUAGCACCCCGGAAGCCAGCACAAUCACAUACAUCCCUGACCCUGGGCCUAGAGGCAGCGCUCUGCUGACUUUUGAGAUAACCUGUUUGUGCUUUCCCUUACGGUCUCACCAUCUUUGGAUGUACCUUAAUGAAGAGAGCUUGGUUUGGCCUGUUUCUGAAUUUAACGUAGCUGUAAUUACACCAUAGGCAUGUCAGUGUGUCUUGCUUUCUUUGCUCACCAUCGUGUCUGCAAGAUCAUCUGUGUUAUUUAUUGUGUGUGGCUGAAGUUAGUUCAUUUUAUUCCAUAUUUUGCUUUAUAGUUGCAUAGCUACUCCACAGUUAUUACCCAUUCCAUGGUUGGUGGAGAGUUGUUUUCCCCCAGAUUUUGGCUAUUAUAAACUAUAUGUCUCCUGGGACACAUACAUGAGGAUUUCUCUACUGGUGUGUGUGUGUCUCCAGGAACAGAACUGCUGGGUCAGAGGGUAUGCACAUUUUCAACUUUAUUAGAUAUUGUCUUACUUUUUCCAAAAUGGUUGUUCCAGUAAGCACUCCCACCAGCAAUGAGAGGUCUUGUUGCUGGCUUCCUCCCAAAUACAUUGUGUUUCCAGGCUUUUAAAUUAUUACCAGACUUCAAGUUUUAUUGAAUGAAGGAAUAAAUCACUGAAUCAGUGAGGAAAAUUUGGGUCAUACCUGCCUCAUAUCCCCCACUGCAAAUGUCCAAGCCCACCUUCUACUUCAAAGAGUCUAGAAGUUUCAGAGCACUGUCCUCCUCUGGGGUUUCUUCUCGAUCUGCCUUAUGACUUUGCUGUACUCCCUAGGGCUAGCAGGCUGUGCACCCUGUUCUCUGUGAUUGAUGGGAACACUGAGGUCCAGAGCAGAGAUAGAGGGGGCUGGGUUCUCAAAGCCUCACUCACAAAAGCAUUACUCAGAAGUCUUCUUCCCUGGAGUCCCAUUUCUGGAGGGCUUUUCUCCAGCCAACCCUGCCUUGGGCAUCCCAUUUCCCCCCUCUGUAGUGCUCUUGACCUCACCCAACAUGAGAGAGAACCCCACGAAAUGUGGGGAUGGGGAAGUGAGGGACCCUGGGGCAAAACCAGGGGUGCUCCUCAGAGAAGGUUGUUUCAGACUGCCUGGGCCCAGCACUCAGUCUAAGAAGGCCUGGGCACAAGUAGCCGUAGAAGCCAAACACACCGAGUCUGAUCUGGGCUCAUUUUUUAGAUGAACACUCUCUCCCAUGGCCCUGACCCCUGGCACAGGCCCCCAGCAACGUCCCAUCUCACUCAUCUGUGCCCUCCCCCCAUCUGGGCACCAACACCCUGGCUGCCAAGACCCAAUUGGGUGAUGGAGGAGGUAGCGUGCUCCUCCAGGGGCCCUGUGGUUCCUCCUCCAGAGCUAUUCCUGGCCUAGCCACCUCCCCAUCCCCCAGCCCCCCUGCCUGACCUGACCCCACGGCUGGGAAUAAUUUGGCUGGGGGUGGGGCAGCCCUAGACUAUAUAUGCCUGGACCUAGGUGUCCCAGGCACCCUGGAGGCCCAGACCCUGCACUGCCAACCCCUGUGCACUGCAGCCUGACCCUCAGUCAACGCAGCAAUGACAGGAAAAGCCACCUACGAGGCCCCCGCUGGUGGUCCAGAGGAAUCAGCUUCUGAGCCUACCAAGGUGCCCACCCCAGAGGCUUCCGGAGAAGUGGCAGCACCAGAGCCCCCCAGGGAGGAGCAGGCUCCCCAGCCACAGGAGCCUGUCACCGAGGCACCUGACCCAGAAGCCCCCACAGCUGCUAAGCCUGUACCCCCAAGCGAAGAUGUUCCCAGUGCCCCAUUGCGGCUGACUGUGGAGGAUGUGAGCGACAGCUCGGUGACUGUGAGCUGGGAGCCCCCGGAGAAGCUUGGGAGACUGGGGCUGCAGGGCUAUGUGCUGGAGCUCUGCGAAGAGGGAGCCUCAGAGUGGGUGCCUGUGAACGCCCGGCCCAUGAUGGUGACCCAGCAGACCAUGCGGAACCUGGCUCUAGGAGACAAAUUCUUCCUGCGCGUGGCUGCGGUCAGCUCCGCGGGGGCCGGCCCACCGGCUGUGUUGGACCAGCCUAUCCACAUCCAAGAGAUCAUUGAGGCCCCCAAGAUCCGUGUCCCCCGCCACCUUCGUCAGACCUACAUCCGCCAGGUGGGAGAGGCGGUCAACCUGCAAAUCCCUUUCCAGGGGAAGCCCCGGCCUCAGGCCUCAUGGACCCACAACGGCCAGGCCCUGGACAGCCGGCAGGCCACUGUGCGCACCGGGGACCAAGACUCCAUCCUCUUCAUCCGCAAAGCCCAGCGCUCCGACUCAGGCCACUAUGAGCUCACGUUGCAGCUGGAAGGCCUGGAGGCCAAGGCAGCCAUUGACAUCCUGGUGAUCGAGCAACCUGGCCCCCCUAGCAGCAUCAGGCUACUGGAUGUCUGGGGCUGCAACGCUGCCCUUGAGUGGACACCGCCCCAGGACACGGGCAACACAGAGCUCCUGGGCUACACUGUACAGAAGGCAGACAAAAAGACAGGGCAAUGGUUCACAGUGCUGGAGCGCUACCACCCGACCACCUGCACCAUCUCCAACCUCAUCGUCGGCAACACGUACUCCUUCAGGGUCUUCUCAGAAAACCAGUGUGGACUCAGCACCUCAGCCGCCGUCACCAAGGAGCUGGCCCACAUCAAGAAGGCAGAUAUUGCUGCCAAAUCUAAAGGUUUUAUUGAGCGAGACUUUUCAGAAGCCCCUUCAUUUACCCAGCCCCUGGCUGACCACACCUCCACCCCUGGCUACAGCACUCAGCUGUUCUGCAGUGUCCGAGCAUCACCCAAGCCCAAGAUCAUCUGGAUGAAAAACAAGAUGGACAUCCAAGGGGACCCCAAAUACCGGGCCCUCUCCGAGCAAGGUGUCUGCACCCUGGAGAUCCGCAAGCCCAGCCCUUUCGAUUCUGGUGUCUACACCUGCAAGGCCAUCAACGUGCUGGGGGAGGCAUCUGUGGACUGCCGUCUGGAGGUCAAAGCAUCAGCCACGCACUGAAGAGUGACCGAGGCAGAGGCAGUGGCUAUGGCGAGGAUGAAGGUAAGUGGGUGGGCCACCCCUCUGCUCCCUCGGGGGGUGGUACCAAAGGCAGAGAGGCCUGCAAACAGGGGCUGGGGAGGGCGGGGUACUCAGGUCUGGGUACAAGUCACAGACAACUAACACACAUGCAGCUCUGGGCUUGUUCAAGAGACACGCAGGGGAGGCUGUCGGGCUGGUGACCCUGGUGAGACCUGGCAGGGGGGUGGCUUAGUGGACAAAUUUGAGUUAGGGGUCUAGUCCUGGCUCUGAGUGACCUAGGGCAAGGGCCACUCAUCAGAACAGGAGACAGCCUCUCCUCUGUGGGGCCCUGAGGCUCUGGAGAAGGAAGGAAGGAAGUAUCCUGGAGUUGAGGAGCUGGUGUUCAGGCCUGGGCAUUGGGCCCCUGGGGGGCCCAGGAAGAGAAGAGGGGUGCUGCCCUCCCCUCCCUCAUCUGCACCUCUUCUGAUGUCAGGGGCUCAGAAGACGUGUUCUCUGUCAGGUGCUGCAGACCUGAGGGGCCCAGCCUCUGAGGCCCAGAAUCAAACUCCGCAGAUGCCCAUAACUCCCAUUUCCAUAGAGAUGGCUGAUGGAGCAGCUCUCUGCAGCCUGGCCUCCCUCCCCAACAGUCUGGGGCCCAGUACCCAGGAGUGGGCCUGGCAGGCCCCAGCCAGCCUCCGCUGGCACAAGGGGGGCCUGGAAGGUGCCAAGAUUCAAGCACCCCAACAGAGAGCUGUGCGCUGGUGAGAAGCACCCCAAUAAAGAUGUGUGGUGUACAGUGCGGGGGCCUCUGUGACAGGGAGCAUCGUCGCAAGGGAAGAGGCACUGUGUCACCACGAGGGGGGUGUCAAAUGCAUCAACCUGAGGAAGAUGCCAGUGGGUGGGGUCUCAGAUGUCAUGAGGGUUUUCCUGACAUGCUGUGAUUUUUCAGGAUCUUGCUACCCCGAGUGCAUCACUAUAGGAACAGACACCCCUCUGGAGCCUUCCUAGCUCCGAACACCUCCACAUCUCCCCCACCCCAGCAGCUCCCCUGGCCCCCACCAUGGCUUCCUCUCUGCCAGGG